Messenger RNA from Umbelopsis ramanniana AG, 1638 nucleotides. RefSeq lists its product as uncharacterized. The coding region runs from base 90 to 1346 and encodes 418 amino acids. Gene Ontology annotation, molecular function: magnesium ion binding. The record is from RefSeq and is a predicted model, not a curated record. Gene Ontology annotation, biological process: inosine salvage; nicotinic acid riboside biosynthetic process; nicotinamide riboside biosynthetic process. The transcript has 11 exons. NCBI's taxonomy places the organism in Eukaryota, Fungi, Mucoromycota, Umbelopsidomycetes, Umbelopsidales, Umbelopsidaceae.
GUUCAAUUUGUUCCCAGAGGCACACGUUUUGAUAAUCACACAGAAUAAAAAAAAAAAGGACCAACUUCAUUGACUUUCACCAUUGGUUCAUGACUUCAACUUACAGAAUUAACUAUCAGUUGCGUCAACAUAAACGGGAUGGCUUGAUUGAGUUUAUUAAACUGACACUUUCAACUUCGUUUGUUCUAUAUGAUGAAGCCGCUGAUGCUGAUAUAUCGUCCAGUGCAGACGAGAAGUCAGCACUUGUUCGAUCCAAAGAACGAUAUGCAGAAGUUAUGUCAGGCGUUGAGAAAUUGAUCAAUGACCACAUUGAAAUGCAAAAGCUAGGUGCACCCGAACAUUCUCGACUCCACCGACUCGUGCCGACUGUCUCCACAUUCUGCACACCGCUGCCCCUCCGGAAAGCAUUUUUACUUGCCGAUGCCCAGCAUACAAUAUCGGCCAGACGCUUUGUGUCUCCUAGUUUUAAUGACAUUCGCCGUAUCCUCAAUACUGCACAAGUAUGCGCUAUUGCACCCACAUUGAGUCUCAUUACGUUCGACGGGGAUAUGACACUAUAUGACGAUGGCAAAGACUUUGAACAGGAUUCGACUUUAGUGACAUUAAUCAUCCAACUUUUAUCGUUCGAUAUUAAUGUAGCGGUGGUGACAGCAGCCGGGUAUACAGAGAAUGCAGAAAGUCGAUACGAGAGCCGAUUAUCUGGAUUGCUUCAUGGAUUCCAGCUCAGUGGCCUGACCAACGCCCAGUUGGGGCGAUUCCAUGUGCUUGGUGGUGAAUGCAAUUAUUUGUUUCAACUCGGAGAUGAUUACCACCUUCAUUUCGUCCCUCAAGAAGUGUAUCAGCCGGAACAAGUUCGAGCUUGGUCGCAGAAUACCACAGAAAUUGAUGCGGUGUUAGACAUUGCCCAAGCUAAUAUUCAAAAGUGCGUGCAAGAAAUGAACCUUCCAGCUAUGGUGAUCCGGAAAACGAAAGCAGUUGGCCUCGUGCCGCAGCCCGGAGCUACCAUACUCAGAGAAAUCUUGGAUGAAGUGGUUCUCUCCACGCAACAUCAUUUGUUGCGUUACCAACGCUCGCCCUCUGUACUCCAGGCCCCUCUGCCGUUUUGUUGUUUUAAUGGCGGCAGCGAUGUCUGGGUUGAUAUCGGCAAUAAGUUGAUCGGUGUGCAGAUGCUCCAGGCUUAUCUCAACGCCAAACCAGAGGAAACCCUUCACGUCGGUGAUCAGUUCUUGUCAACGGGAAAUGACUAUGCGACACGCGCGUCCUGCUGCACUUUGUGGAUUAUCAACCCCCAAGAGACACAUGAGGCUUUAGUACAGCUGACUGAUAUCCUUGAAAAGCAAAAGUAGACAAUGUAGCGGGGAAUUGAGGCGUUUCUAUUAAACACUUAUCGGUGGCAGGAGACAAUUGCAAAGGCGAUGCUAUACGUUCUUCAUGUUUCAAACAAAGAAAUUUUAUGACAAUGUAACAAAACUUUGCUAUUCUCUUUUCAAAAGAAAAGAUGAAAACAGUACGAAUAUGAAGCGUUAUUAUACGAAUUUUUUGUGUCCUUUUUUUUUUUUCAAUGCCAUGCAGUGUGCAUUCUACUGUCGCUAUGCACUGACAUCUCAUUCUUCUUAUAUUCGUUCAAUUCCUUUCGUA